AUGGCUCCUCGCACGCGUGCAAAGCACAGACGCAAUAGCACAACCACCUUUCAUCCUUCCGGUGAGGCCCCCUCCAACGAUGUGCGUCUGUCAUCCAACAGCGACAACCUCAAGGGAAACCACGAGUCCAAGGGUAUGAGCCACGCGGCCGAUGAGCCACAAAGCGAGGAAAUGGAGACGCCAGCACCACACUUGUACGCCUCGGUAUUGGGCGAGGAGAUGCUAGUACCACAAACCUACGAUCCUAACACAUACGAUCCCAACGGCCGGAUGCCAUGGACGCCUAAGCCGGAGCCAUAUAGUCCCGAGACCUAUGCGGCUUGGGACCGAAAGCAUUUUGGCGAGGAGUGGUACAACUUGCGAAAGACCAUGCUCGAGGAAAGGAAUAUCUAUCUUGAGCAUGAUCCAGUCUACAAGGAGCGCCAGAGAACCCUACGGAUAAUGGAACACAAGGUCGAAAUGCGGCCGCUCAAGCCACAAUCCGUGUUUAAUGAGGGCUGGAAGCGAUUCAAUCCCGCAUCUCCGACGCCGUCAAAGGACAAUGACGACAGCGAUACCGACCUCAGCGGAUACAACACGUACCCUCUAACCCCCGAGGAGGCCCUCAUCGACGGGGCGAGGUCGCAAAGUGAAAACGAGCUAGGCGACAGGCAAGCCCGCAAGAAGCGGGAAGCAAUGGAAAGCUUUCGCUACGUCGAUCCUGCUCGGUUCUCCCUUGAACAGCGCCACUUUCAAGAUCACAUCGACCUCCCCAAGAAAGGCUGGACGCGUGAGGAGAUUGUUGCCAAGUAUGAAGUUGAUGUGGCCCUGCAUGAAUGGCAAAGGAACAACCCUCCACCCAGAGGAUCUAGUGAUUUCGGUGAGGCAGUCACCCCGGAAGAGGAAGCCGCAUCGGCUAGCUGGCGCCAGGAGUUCGAUAACGCCUGGGUUUGCUUCUACGGAUCGCACACCCCCAAAUUACCAGAGCAUACUAAGGGUUACGGUGUAAUGGAACUCUGGCGCAAAGGUACCCACACUCGUGUCUCCCGCCAGCAACAGCGAGAGGCCCUGCUGUCUGACGCCACGGGCGAUGCUUCAUCACGCAUAGAGGCUGCCGCAGCCGCCAGCAACAGCACCUCGACCAGCGAAAGACGCUCUUACAAAACUCGCAGCGCCUCGCCAUCAGAUCGAAGGCGUCGCCCUCCCGAACGUGACAUGCCCGAGAAGCUCAGAGACAAUACACGGACGCCACCCCAGCACCAAAGGAGGCAAUGCAAGACCUACAAGAAGGAGCGCUCAAGUCGAAGGCAAGCGGGGGAAGCACCUGGGUAUGGGAUGCUAGGAGGAGAAACACGAACCUCCUUACGACAGCUCUUGAACACACGCCGAACAAGUAGCUCAGGCCCUAGCAGCGGCAGGCUGUCUAAGAAGCCAACGGCGGCUGGUAACGUGAAGCUCCAAGGGAUUGUGAAGUCCAGGCAAACGGGGACGGGCUAUCCAAAGAGGCCGGCGAAGGGAUCGAAGGGCUGA
Lasiosphaeria miniovina is the source of this 1509-nucleotide messenger RNA. RefSeq lists its product as uncharacterized. The record is from RefSeq and is a predicted model, not a curated record. The transcript is spliced from 5 exons. Bases 1 to 1509 code for a protein of 502 amino acids. Lineage: Eukaryota; Fungi; Ascomycota; Sordariomycetes; Sordariales; Lasiosphaeriaceae.